Messenger RNA from Fonsecaea erecta, 315 nucleotides. RefSeq lists its product as hypothetical. The record is from RefSeq and is a predicted model, not a curated record. The coding region runs from base 1 to 315 and encodes 104 amino acids. Gene Ontology annotation, cellular component: membrane. NCBI's taxonomy places the organism in Eukaryota, Fungi, Ascomycota, Eurotiomycetes, Chaetothyriales, Herpotrichiellaceae. The transcript is spliced from 2 exons.
AUGCAGGCUUCUGAAACCCCGGCAUACAUCCUCUCGGCCCUCACCUCGGUGGGCGGCAUCACCGGCUACGUGCGCACGGGCAGCGUGCCCAGCAUCGCCGCGGGCCUGACGGUUGGAAUCCUGUACGGCCUCGGCGGCUUCCGCAUCUCCCGACGACAGCCCUACGGCGUCGAGCUCGCGCUGCUGGCCUCGCUGCUGCUCGCCGGCAGCAGCAUCCCGCGCGCCAUCAAGACCGGCAAGCCCCUCCCCGCGGGCCUCGGCGUGUUGGCGGCCACGGGGCUGUUCAUCUACGGUCGGGCGUUUUUGGCGAAGUGA